Molecule: messenger RNA, 1398 nt
Organism: Danaus plexippus (monarch butterfly)
Lineage: Eukaryota; Metazoa; Arthropoda; Insecta; Lepidoptera; Nymphalidae
Exons: 1
Coding region: 1-1398 (465 amino acids)
Source: RefSeq, a predicted model, not a curated record
AUGGCGGAUCUGCGAUGCGUCGAUGCCCCGCGUCACGCAACGCCCUCCCAGACGCCAGUGUAUUGGUGGACGCCGGAGAUCGCGCAGCUACGCUCAGUCUGCGUGGUGGCGAGACGCCGGUACACCCGACAACGGAGGCAGCAUCCUCGCAACGAGGCCGAUGAAAGUCGGCUUCGCGAUGCCUACAAGGAAGCGAAGAGCGAGCUUCGGCACGCUAUUUGCAGGUCCAAAGAGUCGGCCCGCGAGGAGUUACUCGCGCGUCUAGAUGGAGAUCCGUGGGGGCGUCCGUAUCUCGGUGCUCGGAACAAGAUCCGAGCCCAGACGGCCCCGGUCACGGAGAGUCUAGAGCCGGAUUUUCUGCGAAGCGUCGUGUGCGCCUUGUUCCCAACGGAGGCCGCACACACGAUGCCAGCGGACACUUCGCGCGAGCCGGCCCAGUCGGAGGUCAUUCCGGCCGUCUCUCUGGAGGAGCUUGAGAGGUCUCUGUCGCCGCUGAAGGCCAAACAAACCGCCCCCGGACCGGACGGCGUCCCCCGGACGCGUCCUGGCCCUGGCCCUGGGCGAGUUGGCCGAGUGGUACUUGGAGAUCCUCAAUCAGUGUUUGAGAACGGGUCGCUUUCCAUCGUCUUGGAAAGAGGGGAGACUCGUUCUACUCCAGAAGGGAGACGACCUGCAGACUCGCCGUCUGCGUACCGUCCGAUAGUGCUGCUAGACGACGCGGGGAAGCUCUUCGAGCGGAUCCUCGCGACUCGUGUCGUCCGACACAUCAGCAGCACGGGGCCCGAUCUGGCUCAGUCCCAGUAUGGUUUUCGGGGUGGAAGGUCUACCAUAGACGCCAUCCUGAAACUGAGGAGUCUCGCAGAUGAUGCCGUGUCUAGUGGGCGGAGUUGCGUUGGCGGUGUCCCUCGACAUCACCAACGCGUUCAACUCGCUACCCUUCGGCGUCAUCGAAGAGGCCCUCAGGUACCAUGGUCUGCCGGAUUACAUUCGGCGGACCAUCGGUCCUACCUCCGCGGACGGGAGAUCUCGUUCGUGGGGGGCGACGGUAGGUUGCAUCGUCACGAGGUGCGCUGCGGUGUUCCGCAGGGUCGGUCCUCGGGCCUCUCUCCUGUGGAACUUGGGGUACGAUUUCGUGCUCCGCGGCGCCCUCCCGACCGGCUGAGCGUCGUCUGCUACGCGGACGACACGCUCGUAUUAGCCCGAGGCGAUGACCUGGCAGAGGGCAAGGCGCGUGCCGAGGCGGGAGCCGCCUUGAUAGUACGGCGCAUCCAGAUGCUCGGGCUGAGGGUGGGCCUGGAGAAGACAGAGGCCCUCCUUUUCACGGCCCUCGAGCAGGACCUCCGACGGACGCCAGCAUCAACAUCUGCGGCGUCCGCGUCGAGCUCAGUCCCCGGAUGA